UCUAUCGUAUAUAUCGUGUUUUUUUGUAUUUAAUCAUUUUGGUCCCCUCACAACCAGUGAAAAAACUCCGUUGUAAACGUGAAUCGUUGCUUGGAAUAUUUUUGCGACAUGACGAAUUGAGAGGACAUUUUUUUUAUCAGUGAUUGAUAACUUCCUGUACAGCAUGAACGUUUCAGGAGCCCGUUUCAUCAUAUUUCUGGUUUGUUUAACAGUAUUGGAGCGAGUAUUCUGUGCUCGCAAAAACGAACUGAACGUGUCAAAAGGAGACCCGUUACCAAUGCUGUUCUGGCCAAUACAGACGUCAAAACACAACAAAACAAUCACGACUGGGAAAAUGUUAGCCAUAUUGCACGAUGUAGAGUUGGUAUCGGGUCCCACAACGAACGCAGGCAUACUCGACGCUCUCAGUUUCAAUGGGAUGCCAACUUCGUAUGUUAAAAUCCAAAACAUCAACGGUAUCCUGAAUGGUGACAACGCAUUGAAUUGGAUGUUCUAUGUGUAUAUCUCUUAUAGCAUUCAAACCGCCUCACUUCUGGAAUACCACAAUGGCGGGACGGUGGCUGGUUUUACUCUAGGUAUCAGCAAUCAAAAGCUAACUGCUUCCUUUUACGAUCAACUUGGCUUGUCCUACAAUAUCCAAAGUACUUUCUCCAUACCUGUAUCAAUAUGGACUUUUGUAGGUGUGAACUUCAAUAAAUUAUGGAGCAAUGAUCAAUUUGAUCUUUUUAUGAUCGAUGCAGCUGGGUCUUUAAUUUCUGAAACCACUGGUCUGGGAGCUGCAUCCAGUGUUUUGAUUCAAGCUUUAGGUUCGGUGGUAAUAGGUUCGAACCAUUUGGGUAAUCAAAACUUUGAAGGAAAAAUAGCAUGCAUCCAGUUUUCAAAUAAGUCGCAAAUCCAUGGUCCACAGAAAAAUGCGCCCGAUGUGUGUGAUCCGAAUUUGUGGACAGAUCCAGAAUAUGAUAGAUAA
Molecule: messenger RNA, 967 nt
Organism: Mizuhopecten yessoensis (Yesso scallop)
Lineage: Eukaryota; Metazoa; Mollusca; Bivalvia; Pectinida; Pectinidae
Exons: 4
Coding region: 164-967 (267 amino acids)
Source: RefSeq, a predicted model, not a curated record